UGGUCUCUCCCGGCUUCCGUGGAGCACUGGCAAGAUGGCAGCCUCCGAGAUGGUUAGGUUACGGCUUCAGUUUGAUUACCCGCCGCCAGUCACCCCACAUUGUACCGUCUUCUGGCUUCUGGUGGAUCUGAACAGAUGCCGAGUCGUCACGGAUCUCAUUAGUCUCAUCCGCCAGCGUUUCGGCUUCAGUUCUGGGGCCUUCCUAGGCCUUUACCUGGAUGGGGGGCUCUUGCCUCCCGCCGAGAGCGCGCGCCUGGUGAGGGACAACGACUGCCUCAGAGUAAAGUUAGAAGACAGUGCAAUUUCUGAGCUUUCUGUCCUGCUCAGCAAUGGUAGCGACAGUCAUUUCUCACCUGUAAAAGCCAAGAAGCGGACUUCUAAUUUGGAGGAGGAUGAAGAAACUGAAUUAGGUUACGUGUUCUCAAAGAAGCACUGGAAGAGGCAAGAGAACAGCAGCAAUCAUGAGAAGGCCUCAGAUCUGAACCCAAAAGCUGUCCAAAACCAGCCUGUGAGGAAAAAAGGCAAGCGUAAAAACAAAGCAGCGUGUGACACGGGGGAUGCUGAUGACAGAGAGACCAGAAGGAAAUCACCAAAGAAGGAGAAAUGUGAGUAUAAGAAACAGACCAAGAAUCGCAGGUCUCUGAAAGCACAGGCAGUAAAAGAACGGAGCACCCCGAACUGUGGUCCCCCCAAAGGCUCUGCCGGAAACGGCGUUGGCAAAGCCAGAAGGAAAGUCGGGGGAGGCGUGUGUGCAAAGCGCAGUCCCUCGUCCUCCUCAGAGUCGCAGUCUUCCGAAGCAAGCAGCGAUCGUCUCAGCAAGGCCACGAUGGAGGCUGGGAAUUCCUCUGAGAAACUGUCAGCUGAGUUACCAAAGUUACCAAAGGACGGUACAAAAAACACAGCUGCAAACAGACCGUGUACAAAAGCUGCCUUUAACCUUGCUCCUGGCAAGGGCAAAACCAUCAGGGCCUCCUCGUCAUCCUCCUCUAGUUCAGAUUCCAGUUCAGCCUCGGGGGACGAGAGUGCAGAAUCCAAGCGUGUGCCAGAGUGCGGGGUCAGCUUCUUAAAGACAGCCAGCCUCUUCGCAGGAAGGGGUCGUCCAGGGCCUGGGCCCUCACCACAGACUCCGGGCACUAUGGGAUGGAAGCCUUCUGAGUCUCCUGUCCCUCUGCCCAGCAUGUCUGUCCCCACCAGUAUCGGCAGAGGAUGGGGGCGAGGACAGGACCUUCUUUCUUGGAAGGGGGCCCGGGGUCGGGGCAUGCGGGGCAGAGGUCGAGGACGAGGGCAUGCCCUGCCCUGUGUCUUAAAUAAAAACCCUGAAUGUCAGAAGCAGCAGCAGCUAAGCGAGACCAUGUCGAACAUAUCCACCAUCAUCCAGAAUCCAGUAGAGCUACCCAAGAAAGACUACAGUCUGUUACCACUGUUAGCAGCUGCCCCGCAACUCGGAGAAAAGAUUGCGUUUAAGCUUUUGGAACUAACAUCUGAUUAUUCUCCUGAUGUCUCUGACUACAAGGAAGGAAAAUUAUUAAGCCACAAUCCAGAGACCCAGCAAGUAGACAUAGAAAUCCUGUCAUCCUUACCUGCCGUGAAGGAACCUGGGAAAUUUGACUUGGUUUAUCACAAUGAAAAUGGAACUGAGGUGGUGGAGUACGCUGUGAUGCAGGAGAGGAGGAUCACUGUUUUCUGGAGGGAGUUGAUUGAGCCAAGACUGAUUAUUGAGCCUCCAAGUAACACCACCAGUUCCGAGCCUAUCAAAGCGUCCUCUCCACCCCACGGCUUAUAAAUGUCUUGCUGUGGAAGUGACUGCAACCUUCUUUUUUUAUAAGAGGACUUAGAAGUUGUGCGUAUUCUUUGUUAUCUUCAUUUUGCUGUAUAGGGAAAAAAAUCUACCUCAUCAUUUAAAAUUGGGUGUUGGUUUGUAGAUCAUUUUUUCCCUCAGGUUAACUUCAGUUGACAAAAUUUAAAACAUAACAUAUCCCGCAGGCAUUGUUUUAUGUUUGAUUUCUUCUAUUUUUUUUUGACCAUUGAAGUAUCAGUCCACAGUUUAUAAUACCAAGUACAAGAACAGGCUGCAUAUCUUAUCUUGAUAAAUUUGAUGAAGUAACAUUUAAAAAAAAUUAAAACACGUUGCUUCACCUAAUUUUUUUACCAUUUGAGUUGUUCCAUCACAUGUGGAGCAUCUUAUAAAUUUCAAGUAGUUUGUACUUGCAGUUGUCAGGAAGUAACAGCCAGUUGGGUUUGUUGCCAGCAAUGAGUUAAGGAAUCCUUUCACAUUUUCCCCAACUUAAGACUUAAGGGUCCUCAGGGACCUGUGCGGAGCAGUGAGAACAGUACCUUGUGUGCUGGGAGGAGAGCAGGAGGCGCCCCUGGGCGGAGGAUUCGUCAUGUGCCUCCGUGCAGGGAGUGGGUCGUCUGGCCACAAGUCGCCCUGCACCUGACUCAGUACGCUAGAGAGGGGGUUUUGAAGAGAAAAUGCUUUUCUGUUACUCAGAGACCAAAAUGGCUAAAUAUACAAUGUGAAAAUUGCUUUCUUUUAACAAAAGAUCAGAUCCCUCCUUCAGCUUAGCAGAUUUCUAAAUAAAGUCACAUUGAGCUUAACGUCCACGCGGAGCCGUCACGUUGAGUUGAGUAUCGUAAACUGUUGUCUUGGUUCACUGUAAUCCAGGAGGUUAUCAUUUUUCCAAGCUAGAAGUUUGCUGUGGCAGAAGAGUCUGACGUUGGUCUGGUCCCAUGGAGCGCAUCAGAUCGGGAGUCCCUGGGCACAUGAAGAUGCCUUCUGGUUUUGACAUGGGUGUGGAUCCCAUUGUGCAGCUCUGCUGGGGAUAUGUGGCUCAGAGGUAGGGGUUUGCCUAAGGUACACAAGGCCUUGGGUUUGAUCCCCAGCCCCCCCCACAAAAAAAGUGUAGGUAUUGAUUUAAAUGAGAAGUAUUACUCCAAAAAGAGAUG
Messenger RNA from Fukomys damarensis (Damara mole-rat), 2946 nucleotides. It is a transcript of the gene Coil, whose product is annotated as coilin. The record is from RefSeq and is a predicted model, not a curated record. Gene Ontology annotation, molecular function: U1 snRNA binding; U2 snRNA binding. Gene Ontology annotation, biological process: spliceosomal snRNP assembly. Bases 35 to 1783 code for a protein of 582 amino acids. The transcript has 7 exons. NCBI's taxonomy places the organism in Eukaryota, Metazoa, Chordata, Mammalia, Rodentia, Bathyergidae. Gene Ontology annotation, cellular component: Cajal body.